GUGAUAGGGAGGCCGAUGCUGGGCCUCCGACCAUACAGCGAAUCCUCCGUGGAUGCCAUGUGUGCUUUGCCAGCGUGUAAAAAAAAAGCCACAUAGAUUCGCUUUAUGAUCUGAGAAAGAAAUAUAAAUGCACGGAACUACUUUCUCUCUUUUCUCUAUCCUCUCCAAGACAACCUUUCUUGUAAACCCUAGAAUAGAUUCAGUUCUUCCGGAGAACCUUAUCGACGACGGCCGGAAUAUAACUCGAUAUAAAUACAUUUCGACGGUGGCUGCUCCGGAGAACCAUAUCGACAAUGAUCAAUACAACUUUAUAUUGACAUUGUUCAGACAUAUUCUUAUGGUGUAUAGAAGAAUGAAAGUGGAUCAAGUGCCUGAGAGAUAUGUCUUGGACCGUUGGCGCAAAGAUUUGAAACGAGGUUAUCAAAGCAUCACCAAUAUUUAUGAUUCUGAUGUGUCUGAAAGUCAAGGAAAAAGGUAUAACAGUCUAAUUCCAAUGAUGCAUUUGUUCCAACAACUUGCAUCACAAUCUGAAGAUAAGACCUCAGUUGUGUCUAGACUUUUGGAAGACGUGAUUCAAAAGUUGAUGUUGGAUUUUGAUAAUGUAUCUAUAAGUUCCACACCAGCAACUACUCCUCCAACCGAGAAAGUGAUUCACUCUCCGGUUAGAGUGAGGGCUCGAGGUAGGCCACCAACGAAACGAAAAUUAUCUGCCGUAGAAAAAGUAAUUAACAGGUCCAAACAUUCAACAAAGAAAAAAAUGCGGGAUGAACCAACAGAUGCACAACAAUUCAAUGACCCAGCUACUAUACCACAAACAAUAGUCUCCACUCAAUUCUCUUUUACCACAUUAUUGUAGUUAUAUUGAGCUUAUUUCAGCGUUAUAUUGAGAUCAUUGACUCAUUAUAGUGUACUUGUUGCUUCGUUAUAUUGAGAUUAUUGACUCGUUAUAUUGUACUUAUUACUUCGUUAUAUUGAGAUCAUUGACUCGUUAU
Messenger RNA from Impatiens glandulifera, 992 nucleotides. RefSeq lists its product as uncharacterized. The transcript is spliced from 4 exons. The record is from RefSeq and is a predicted model, not a curated record. The coding region runs from base 128 to 856 and encodes 242 amino acids. Lineage: Eukaryota; Viridiplantae; Streptophyta; Magnoliopsida; Ericales; Balsaminaceae.